Molecule: messenger RNA, 486 nt
Organism: Prorocentrum cordatum
Lineage: Eukaryota; Dinophyceae; Prorocentrales; Prorocentraceae
Source: the annotation of a GenBank genome assembly
GACGCUGACCAGAGGCAAGCUGCCAUCAACCACGGCACUCUGCGCGGGCGCCUGCGCCCCGCGCAGGCCCGUGCGCAAUCGCACGCUCUGCAGAGGAAAAUCAAACUCUGGAACCCGAUCAGCAAGAGGCUCGUCCUGACGGGCGUCAAGACCAGCGUCGGCACCGUGAUGGGGCCGAAAGACAGAUUGCAGAAGCUGGUGGAACACUGGCAACCAGUCUUCGAGGGCAAGCAGAUCGACCUGGACAAAGCUGCCGACUACCUCUCCCAAUUCUCGCCCAAGUUCAACUUCAACAUUUUCAACCCGCCCGACUACGAGACCCUCAAAAAGUUCGCCUUCCGUUCUUCCUCUACCUCACCUGGGAUGGAUGGGCUUCCGUACACCGCCUGGGCCGCCCACGAAAAGUGCACCGAGACCUUCUGGGAUGUCAUGUGCUACAUGCUCAACGGAGGCAUCCUCCCCGACGAAUGCAAUGCCACGGUCCAG